UCUCCCCUUCCUCUUCUCAGACAUCACUCGUUGAAACUUGAAACCAACAAAGAGUUCUUCACCUCUCGAACAGAUUCACCGGAGAAGCCUCUCUGUCGUUUUGCCGCUUUGGAUUCUCUCUUUCUCCAGGCAAGGAAUAUCACAGAGAAAGUUUGGUGUGUUUUUUGAGAUGGCUUGUGGCUUAAGCAAGAGCCUUGGUUUGUCUUCAUCGAUGAAGAAGCAGGGCAUCGUGACGAUUCUCGGCGGGGAUUACGACAGCGACAUUUCGUCGAACACCUCAGCUGCUUCUCUCCGCCGGACUUUCUCCGCCGACUUGUCCAAGAGCUGGCUUUCCCGAAAUGGGUUUUGCCCGAUGAAGACAAUUUCUUCGUCGGAAGAGCUCCACGCCUCUGUCGCCGACGAAGAAGGAGGAGGAGAAGAACUGAUAUCUGGGUUCGACAUCUGGGCUCAGAUUCAGAACGAGAAGAAGAACAAUAAGAUCGACGAUGAAAGGCCGGGACAAUCCGGUGUAUGGAGUUCGAUUCUGUCUCAGAAAUCAGAGCCUAUCAAGAUGGUUCCUCCACCGUACGUUCAUCCUAUCGUGAAGCGAGCUUCAAGCUCUCUGAACGAGAAAAGCCUCGAGAUUUGCACUGAGAGUCUCGGAUCAGAGACGGGUUCCGACGUAUUCUCGAGGUUUCCGUCGCCGGGGAAACGAGAUGCGGAAGAACAGAAGGAAGAAGAUCAAUCGGAAGCUGAACAAGAGACAUGGGUUCCGAAUCAUAACCUCAACUCGACGAUCGUAAAGAAAUCCUUAGGUGGGGGAUCGUUUCCUCCGCCGAUUCCAUCGCUUUCGAGCCAAUCUGGUAAGUCUCUGCACAUGAAAACUCGCCGAGACAACGGUAGGUUGGUUCUCGAGGCUGUUUCAAUGGCUUCGCAGAACAAUUUCUGCGCCAAGCGACAAGACGGCCGCCUUGUCCUAACGUUCACAGACCCAAAAGACGAAACGAACGAUUCAAACGAAAGAGAAGAAGAUGAAGAAGAAGAGACUCUCUGGUUUAACGAAGAGGAAGAGCCAAGAAAUGGGCUUGCGGGUGUUUACAACUUCACCCAAAACCCUAAUGGGCUUGCGAAUGUUCACAGGUUGGCCCAUAAGCCCAUUGGGAUACCAAUCAGAAACCCUAGAUGGCCCUGUAAAGACGAACCCUCCGGAAAAUCCGAUGUCCUGGCUCCCGUGGCUCAAUCAUUGCCACCGAGGCCGAAGGUGGCUAAGCUCGCUCGGGCGGCACAACCACCAUCCACGGUGGACGACACCGUAGGAGCCGCUUGCUUCAACACAUACGAUUACUACUGGAGGCCCAUUAAGCCCAUGAACCCAACCUUAAUGGGCCAAUUUCAAGCCCAAGAUUCAGUCAAAGGAAAAGAUGGUUUACUAAACGGUUGCAAGGAACAAAGGAGGUCUCUUCUAUUCUUUGAGCCCUUUUGCAUUGCCACUUCAUGAGACCUUCACAGAAAGACUCAUCCAAAGACAUAAGCAUAUGAUAUAUAUGUAUAUAUACACACAUACAUAUAUACUAUAUCAUCCCCAAGAAUAAUUGUUGUUAAUUGCUUUUCUCUCUCUCCGUUUUCCUCUCCUUUGUGUUUUUCAUUGGCCUUUCUUCACUAGGGAGGCCGUGAGAGAGUGAUAGAGGAAAAUAGGGAGAGUAACCUAUUUUUAAACCUCGUUGAAGUAUGGAAUAAUUAUACGA
Messenger RNA from Tarenaya hassleriana, 1724 nucleotides. RefSeq names its product protein FAF-like, chloroplastic. NCBI's taxonomy places the organism in Eukaryota, Viridiplantae, Streptophyta, Magnoliopsida, Brassicales, Cleomaceae. The transcript is spliced from 3 exons. The record is from RefSeq and is a predicted model, not a curated record. The coding region runs from base 170 to 1477 and encodes 435 amino acids.